Peromyscus eremicus (cactus mouse) is the source of this 4700-nucleotide messenger RNA. It is a transcript of the gene Dhx8, whose product is annotated as DEAH-box helicase 8. Gene Ontology annotation, molecular function: ATP binding; RNA helicase activity; RNA binding. The record is from RefSeq and is a predicted model, not a curated record. Gene Ontology annotation, biological process: spliceosomal complex disassembly; mRNA splicing, via spliceosome. Gene Ontology annotation, cellular component: catalytic step 2 spliceosome; intracellular anatomical structure. Lineage: Eukaryota; Metazoa; Chordata; Mammalia; Rodentia; Cricetidae. The transcript is spliced from 23 exons. Bases 220 to 3942 code for a protein of 1240 amino acids.
GUCCUUCCGCCCGAUAGAGGGCGCCGUGCGACGUACAGCGUAACUCGGAGUGUCCGGCCCUUCUCUGAGGACUUCCUGUCUGAUCUCGCUGGUGCGUUAACUGCGGCGAUCGACGUUCUUCAAGUCACAGUAAACAAAAGAGACGUGCGCCGACCCGGAAGUGGAAGCUGUAGUUCGCGUUCUGGCCGGCCGGAAGGAGACAGAAGGGAAGUGGUAGCCAUGGCUGUGGCCGUGGCUACUGCCGGGGUCCUAAUGGGCACGGAGCCCGGCCCCGCGGAAGAGCUCGCUAAACUCGAGUACCUGUCUUUGGUGUCGAAAGUUUGCACGGAGCUGGACAAUCACUUGGGCAUCAACGACAAGGAUCUGGCUGAAUUUGUGAUUAGUCUUGCUGAGAAAAAUACCACCUUUGAUACUUUUAAGGCUUCCCUGGUCAAAAAUGGUGCAGAAUUCACAGAUUCUCUUAUCAGCAACCUGCUGCGUCUCAUACAAACCAUGCGUCCUCCAGCAAAGCCUUCUACUAGCAAAGAUCCAGUUGUUAAACCCAAAACUGAAAAGGAGAAGCUGAAGGAACUCUUCCCUGUCCUUUGCCAACCAGACAACCCUUCAGUUCGGACCAUGUUGGAUGAGGAAGAUGUGAAAGUCGCUGUGGAUGUUUUGAAAGAGCUAGAAGCUUUAAUGCCCAGUGCAGCAGGCCAAGAGAAACAAAGAGACACUGAGCACAGGGACAGGACAAAGAAAAAGAAGAGGAGUCGGAGCCGAGACCGCGACAGAGACCGAGACCGAGACCGGGACCGGGACAGGGACCGAGACAAGGACCGAGAGCGAGACAGAGACCGAGAGCGAGACAGAGAGCGAGAUAGAGAUAGAGACCAUAAGCGGAGACAUCGAUCCCGCUCUCGGUCACAUUCCAGAACACGGGAGAGGACUAAGGGGAAGUCUAGAUACCGGUCCAGGAGCAGAAGUCAGAGUCCCUUCAAAGAUCGAAAGGACCGGGAAAAGUAUGGGGAGAGGAAUCUGGACAGAUGGCGGGACAAGCAUGUGGACCGCCCUCCCCCUGAGGAGCCUGCCAUUGGGGACAUCUACAAUGGCAAAGUGACCAGCAUCAUGCAGUUUGGGUGCUUUGUGCAGCUGGAGGGCCUCAGGAAGCGGUGGGAAGGCCUGGUGCACAUCUCUGAGCUCCGACGGGAAGGCCGAGUGGCCAAUGUGGCUGAUGUUGUGAGCAAAGGCCAGAGGGUGAAGGUCAAAGUACUGUCCUUCACUGGGACCAAGACCAGCCUGAGCAUGAAGGAUGUGGAUCAAGAAUCAGGAGAGGAUCUAAACCCAAAUCGGCGUCGAAAUCUUGUCGGGGAGACCAACGAAGAGACGUCAAUGCGGAACCCUGACAGACCCACUCACCUCUCCCUCGUCAGUGCGCCUGAAGUAGAAGACGACUCACUGGAGCGCAAGCGACUCACCCGGAUCUCUGACCCGGAGAAGUGGGAGAUCAAACAGAUGAUUGCUGCCAAUGUGCUUUCCAAGGAAGAGUUUCCAGACUUUGAUGAAGAGACCGGCAUUCUCCCUAAGGUGGAUGAUGAAGAAGAUGAAGAUCUUGAAAUUGAGCUAGUUGAGGAGGAGCCUCCGUUCCUGAGAGGGCACACAAAGCAAAGCAUGGAUAUGAGCCCCAUCAAGAUUGUUAAGAACCCAGAUGGCUCACUCUCCCAAGCAGCCAUGAUGCAGAGUGCCCUGGCCAAGGAGAGGCGGGAACUGAAGCAGGCCCAGAGGGAAGCUGAGAUGGACUCUAUACCCAUGGGACUCAACAAACACUGGGUUGAUCCCCUGCCUGAUGCGGAGGGCAGGCAGAUCGCUGCCAACAUGAGGGGCAUUGGGAUGAUGCCCAACGACAUUCCUGAGUGGAAGAAGCAUGCCUUUGGGGGCAACAAAGCGUCUUAUGGGAAGAAGACCCAGAUGUCAAUCCUCGAGCAGAGGGAGAGCCUGCCCAUCUACAAACUGAAGGAGCAGCUGGUGCAGGCUGUGCAUGACAAUCAGAUCCUAAUCGUAAUUGGAGAGACGGGAUCUGGGAAGACCACACAGAUCACCCAGUACCUGGCAGAGGCAGGCUACACUUCGAGGGGCAAGAUCGGGUGUACCCAGCCUAGAAGAGUGGCAGCCAUGUCCGUGGCCAAAAGAGUGUCAGAGGAGUUUGGUUGUUGUCUUGGUCAGGAGGUGGGCUACACCAUUCGAUUUGAGGAUUGCACCAGCCCAGAAACAGUUAUCAAGUAUAUGACAGACGGCAUGCUGCUGAGAGAGUGCCUGAUUGACCCUGACCUCACUCAGUAUGCCAUCAUCAUGUUGGAUGAGGCACACGAGAGGACCAUUCACACAGACGUGCUCUUUGGGUUGUUGAAGAAGACAGUGCAAAAACGACAAGACAUGAAGCUGAUUGUCACCUCAGCCACCUUGGAUGCGGUGAAGUUUUCUCAGUACUUCUAUGAAGCGCCCAUCUUCACCAUCCCUGGUCGAACCUAUCCAGUGGAAAUACUGUACACAAAGGAGCCUGAGACAGACUAUUUGGAUGCCAGUCUGAUUACUGUCAUGCAGAUCCAUUUAACAGAGCCACCAGGUGAUAUCUUGGUUUUCUUGACUGGUCAGGAAGAAAUUGAUACUGCCUGUGAGAUCCUGUAUGAGAGAAUGAAGUCGCUGGGCCCUGACGUCCCCGAGUUAAUCAUCUUGCCAGUGUACUCUGCCCUCCCCAGUGAGAUGCAGACCCGAAUCUUUGAUCCAGCUCCUCCUGGCAGCAGAAAGGUCGUGAUUGCCACCAACAUCGCGGAAACAUCACUGACCAUCGACGGCAUCUACUAUGUGGUUGACCCUGGAUUUGUGAAGCAGAAAGUUUACAAUUCUAAAACAGGGAUCGACCAGCUUGUGGUGACACCGAUUUCUCAGGCUCAGGCUAAGCAGAGAGCUGGCAGAGCUGGGAGAACUGGCCCAGGCAAGUGUUACAGGCUAUACACAGAACGUGCCUACCGAGAUGAAAUGCUCACCACCAAUGUGCCGGAAAUCCAGAGAACCAACCUGGCCAGCACAGUGCUGUCCCUCAAGGCCAUGGGCAUUAAUGACCUGCUGUCCUUUGACUUCAUGGAUGCCCCACCGAUGGAAACUCUGAUCACAGCCAUGGAGCAGCUGUAUACACUGGGCGCCCUAGAUGACGAGGGCCUGCUCACUCGCCUAGGCCGCAGGAUGGCAGAGUUUCCUCUGGAGCCAAUGCUCUGCAAAAUGCUCAUCAUGUCUGUGCAUCUGGGCUGUAGCGAAGAGAUGCUGACUAUUGUGUCCAUGCUGUCCGUGCAGAAUGUCUUCUACCGACCCAAGGAUAAACAGGCCCUUGCAGAUCAGAAGAAGGCCAAAUUCCACCAGACGGAAGGGGACCAUCUCACCCUGCUGGCUGUCUACAACUCCUGGAAGAACAACAAAUUCUCCAACCCGUGGUGCUAUGAGAACUUUAUCCAGGCUCGUUCCCUACGCCGGGCCCAGGAUAUUCGCAAGCAGAUGCUAGGCAUAAUGGACAGGCACAAGCUGGAUGUGGUUUCCUGCGGGAAGUCCACAGUCCGAGUGCAGAAGGCCAUCUGCAGCGGGUUCUUCCGGAAUGCUGCCAAGAAGGACCCACAGGAGGGUUAUCGGACCCUGAUUGACCAGCAGGUGGUCUAUAUCCAUCCUUCCAGUGCUCUCUUCAACAGGCAGCCGGAAUGGGUGGUCUACCAUGAACUGGUGCUGACCACCAAGGAAUACAUGCGUGAGGUCACCACCAUUGACCCCCGGUGGCUGGUGGAGUUUGCUCCAGCUUUCUUCAAGGUCUCCGACCCCACCAAGCUAAGCAAGCAGAAGAAGCAGCAGCGCCUGGAGCCUCUGUAUAACCGCUAUGAGGAGCCGAAUGCCUGGAGAAUCUCCCGAGCCUUCCGGCGGCGCUGAACGACAGCUGAGCACACACUCAACUCUCCUGCAGCACAUGGCUUCCUCUGGCUGAUGACAAGCUGGUCCUGUGAUGGCCUAUUUUCCAAACCUGUCUUCAUAGUGUACGAUAGAAACAGACUUAAGCAGGACUUUGGCCAGAGCCUUUAAUCUCGGGAGGCAGAGGCAGGUGGAUCUCUGAAUACGAGGCCAACCUGGUCUGCAGAGCUAGUUCAGGGUUAGCCAGGGCUACACAUUAGAGAAACCCUGUCUCAGAAAAUCACACACACACACACAAGUCAGGCAAGUUGUUCAUCCUGGCAUGGGUGAUGCAUGACACACAGCAAGGGCCCUGAUACCCCAGCCUGUGCUUGCUGAAGGAAUGAACUGUGACACUCAUGUCCCAUGUUGACCUCAUUCCCUACCCUUCCCCAGCCUCUGUACUUGGAUUUUUACCUCCUGGAAAUAUUUAUUUUAUUAAGGAAACAAUGGUUUAUUAUGACUUUUUAUUGUCGGGAGAGCAGCUGAAAUGUCAGUCUCUCAGCCCAAGUUCAGUGUGGGGCCCUUGGUGGAGUCUCCUAACAGCAGAACCUCUCUGGGUCCAGGAACGAUGCUAAGGCCAAACCUCCAGUCUGUCAGCACCACUGGGGCUAGCUCAGCCUUGACAGCACAUGGCCCCAGAUUAACCAAGUUGUGCAGAGUGCUUCAGGCUAGUGCCUGGUGUUUGGGGAUGUGGCAUCUGAACACAAAGCUCUCCUCAAUCCCUUGUCCUUCCUGUC